AUGCAGCUUUUUGGAAAUGAAUGUCCUGGUGAAGAGGUUCCAACUCGACAAACAGUUUAUCGAUUGGCAGAAAAGUUUGAUGAGACCGGUUCUGUAGAGGAUGCACCACGAAGUGGUAGACCAAUAACAGUCAGAACCGAAGAAAACACCGAAGUUGUUUCUGAAGCUUUUCGUCGAAAUCCACAACCAUCUCAAAGACGCGCAUCACGUGAUCUUAACGUGUCACGCACAAGUUUACAACGUCUUAUGAAAGAUCUGAAUUUGAUGCUUACGGACAAAUUGCAUGGUAUUGGUCAGUAUCUACGUGUGAACGAAGGCCUGCAAGUGAUCAGAUUCGAAUACGAUCAAUACGAGGAAUCGUUGGCAGACGGGAUGUUCGUUUCGAAUGAACCGGGCUUUUACAAAACAGAUGGUUUCGGCAUUCGUAUUAAAACUGACGUCGAAGUUAUCAUGGUUAACAAGAGCACAUAUGAUAACAGACAGUUUCUGCGCUUUGAUAAGAGGGUAAUAGUAAAACAUGAAGACACCCACAGACACCCGCAGACACCCACAGACACCCACAGACAGCACACAGACACCCACAGACAGCCACAAACAGCCACAGACAGCUGCACAGACAGCACACAUA
This is a messenger RNA of Didymodactylos carnosus, 628 nucleotides long. Lineage: Eukaryota; Metazoa; Rotifera; Eurotatoria; Philodinida; Philodinidae. The record is from the annotation of a GenBank genome assembly.